CCCGGCGAUUAUGCAAGACAGCGGACCAAUCAGCUCCGCCAGCUUAUGAAUAUUUAUGACCUUGGCUGAGUCAAAGCUUUGAAGCGAGUUUGGGGAGCUCGGCAGCAUCAUGCUUAGACUUUUCAAAGAGACAAACUCCAUUUUCUUAUGAAUGGAAAGUGAAAACCCCUGUUCUGCUUAAAUUGGGUUCCUUCCUGUCCUGAGAAACAGAGACCCCCAAAAGGGAAGCAGAGGAGAGACCCACACCCAGACCCCGCGAGAAGAGAUGACCAUGACCACCAUGCCAGAAAGUCUCAACAGCCCCGUGUCGGGCAAGGCGGUGUUUAUGGAGUUUGGGCCGCCCAACCAGCAAAUGUCUCCUUCUCCCAUGUCCCACGGGCACUACUCCAUGCACUGUUUACACUCGGCGGGCCAUUCGCAGCCCGACGGCGCCUACAGCUCGGCCUCGUCCUUCUCCCGACCGCUGGGCUACCCCUACGUCAACUCGGUCAGCAGCCACGCGUCCAGCCCCUACAUCAGUUCCGUGCAGUCCUACCCGGGCAGCGCCAGCCUCGCCCAGAGCCGCCUGGAGGACCCAGGGGCGGACUCCGAGAAGAGCACGGUGGUGGAAGGCGGUGAAGUGCGCUUCAACGGCAAGGGGAAAAAGAUCCGCAAACCUAGGACGAUUUAUUCCAGUUUGCAGCUGCAGGCUUUGAAUCGGAGGUUCCAGCAAACUCAAUACCUGGCUCUGCCCGAGAGGGCGGAGCUCGCGGCCUCGUUGGGACUCACGCAGACGCAGGUCAAGAUCUGGUUCCAGAACAAGCGCUCCAAGUUCAAGAAGCUGAUGAAGCAGGGCGGGGCGGCGCUGGAGGGGAGUGCUCUGGCCAACGGCCGGGCCCUGUCCGCGGCCUCCCCACCCGUGCCGCCCGGCUGGAACCCCAACUCCUCAUCCGGAAAGGGCUCAGGCAGCAGUGCGGGUUCCUACAUCCCCAGCUACACGUCGUGGUACCCCUCCGCGCACCAAGAAGCUAUGCAGCAACCUCAGCUUAUGUGAGGCUGCCCGCCCGCCAGCACCGCGC
This is a messenger RNA of Echinops telfairi (small Madagascar hedgehog), 1058 nucleotides long. It is a transcript of the gene DLX1, whose product is annotated as distal-less homeobox 1. The transcript has 3 exons. The record is from RefSeq and is a predicted model, not a curated record. Gene Ontology annotation, biological process: negative regulation of transcription by RNA polymerase II; cell differentiation; embryo development. NCBI's taxonomy places the organism in Eukaryota, Metazoa, Chordata, Mammalia, Afrosoricida, Tenrecidae. Gene Ontology annotation, molecular function: DNA-binding transcription factor activity, RNA polymerase II-specific; RNA polymerase II cis-regulatory region sequence-specific DNA binding. Bases 266 to 1033 code for a protein of 255 amino acids.